Molecule: messenger RNA, 4503 nt
Organism: Polistes dominula (European paper wasp)
Lineage: Eukaryota; Metazoa; Arthropoda; Insecta; Hymenoptera; Vespidae
Cellular component (GO): extracellular region
Molecular function (GO): chitin binding
Source: RefSeq, a predicted model, not a curated record
AUGUACGCGCUUAGAUUGUCAAUCGUGUGGAUAUUCAUCCUCGGAAGCAUCGUACAAUGUUCGGCUUCGAGCAUUUACGAUUUCGGAAGAGCAAACGUAAUCGUCGAAGGUGAUUCCAAGCCUUGCUCUGCAACAAGAGAGUGUUUGAAUUGCACGAGAUCGAGACUAUGUCUACCAGCAAAAAACCAAUUGCAACAGGUAGCUGUGAUAGAUUGCAGUUCUGAUCCUUCGACACCUUAUUGCGAUCAGGAUACUGGUCUUUGUACAAGCGUAGCUUCAAACGGUUGUGCUUCGAACGAAUUCAUCUGCCCUUUCAUCGAUGGUGUUUACCCAGAUCCCAGAAGUUGCACUAGAUAUCACAUUUGUGUUAACGGUUUUAGAACAACGAAUAUUUGUCCGCCUAACAAUGUCUACGAUGCAUCCUUGAAAGAUUGCAAAUUAUUACGUUAUUCGAUUGACUGUGUUACAAUCAGUUGCACGGGUAAGGAGGGUAAACUUUUCACAUAUCCAAAAGAUAAUAGAAUCUAUGGAAGUUGCGUUGGUGGAAAACCAUAUAUCUUGGGACAGUGCAAAGAUUACGAGACAUUUGAUGUUAGUUCGGGAAAAUGUAACAGAGUUUGUAGAAGACCUGAAAAUCAGCCUACAGAUGAUUGUCAAAAGUAUAUACGUUGUGCCGAAACGAGCAGAGGAAGAUAUGAGCCAGUUCUACAAAACUGUGCUUGCAACCAAGGUUUCGAUGAAGAUACAAAAACCUGCUCAACGAACGCAAAGUGUAUUGCUAACAAGCCGAAUCUCUGCCAACUACCAUCUGAAUCUAAAGAUUCAGUAAAAGAUGAAAACAAUAAAGAAAAUGACUCAAUCGUAAACAAUUCGGAAAAUAAGGACAGCAGUAACAAUGUAUCUAAUGGUCAAGACAGUUCUAAUGGAAACGUUAUAAAUGGUAAUAAUAACGAAAAUAAUUCCAAUUCUGGAGACGUUGCCGACGCAGAAAUUCCAAAACAACAAGUGAAUCCGUUAAUUAUAAUAAAUUCAGGAAAUAGUCAAAAUGGAAAUAGUGUUUCCAACGGAGACAAUAGUGAAAAUGGAAAUAUAAUUGAUGGAAGUAACAAUGAUAAUAGUGCAAGUCAAGGAAACGGGAGGAGACCUGUGUUUCGUCCAUACAUAAUUAAUAAUUCAGAAAACAAAGACAGCAAUAAUAAUGUUUCAAAUGGAAACGAUAAUGGUAAUGGUAAUAUAGUUAAUGGAAACGAUAACGGCAAUAAUUCAAAUCAAGGUAAUGUAGGAAAUCAGAAAGCUGCUAGGUCUAGCAUAAGUCCACGUAUAAUCAAUAAUUCAGAAAAUAGUAACAGUAGCAAUGAUGUUUCYAAUGGAAAUGAUAGUGGAAACGGUAAUAUAGUUAACGGAAAUGAUAAUAGUGAAAAUGAUAAUAAAGGAAACGUAGGAAAUGCAAAAGCACAAAGAUCCUAUGUAAGUCCACGUAUCAUCAAUAAUUCAGAAAACGAAGCCAGCGAUAAUAAUGUCUCAAAUGGAAACGAUAAUAGUAAUGGUAAUAUAGUUAAUGGAAACGAUAAUGGCAAUAAUUCAAAUCAAGGUAACGUAGGGAAUAGAGACUCGUCGACACCUAGUGCACAGCCAUUUAUUAUCAUAAAUUCAGGACAUAGUCAGAAUGGAAAUAAUGUUUCUAACGGAGACAAUAGUGAAAAUGGAAAUAUAAUUAAUGGAAAUAACAAUGAUAAUAGUGCAAGUCAAGGAAACGGGAGGAGACCUGUGUUUCGACCAUACAUAAUUAAUAAUUCAGAAAACAAAGAUAGCAAUAAUAAUGUCUCAAAUGGAAACGAUAAUAGUAAUGGUAAUAUAGUUAAUGGAAACGAUAACGGCAAUAAUUCAAAUCACGGAAACGUAGGAAAUCAAAAAGCUGCUAGGUCAAGCGUAAGUCUACGUAUUAUCAAUAAUUCAGAAAAUAGCAACAGUAGCAAUGAUGUUUCCAAUGGUAACGAUAGUGGAAACGGUAAUAUAGUUAACGGAAACGACAAUAGUGAAAAUGACAAUAAAGGAAACGUAGGAAAUGCAAAAGCACAAAGAUCCGAUGUAAGUCAACGUAUUAUCAAUAAUUCAGAAAACAGUGAAAGCGAUAAUAAUGUAUCGAAUGGAAAUGAUAAUGGAAAUGGUAACAUAGUUAAUGGAAAUAGCAAUGGUAAUAAUUCGAAUCAAGGUAACGUUGGAAACGGACGAGCAAGAAGAUCAGUUAUAAGUCCACGUAUUAUAAAUAAUUCAGAAAAUAGCAACAGUAGCAAUGAUGUUUCCAAUGGUAACGAUGAUGGUAAUGGUAAUAUAGUUAAUGGAAACGAUAACGACAACAAUUCAAAUCAAGGAAACGUAGGAAAUCAAAAAUCUGCUAGGUCAAGCAUAAGUCCACGUAUAAUCAAUAAUUCAGAAAAUAAUAACAGUAGCAAUGAUGUUUCUAAUGGAAACGAUAGUGGAAACGGUAAUAUAGUUAACGGAAACGACAAUAGUGAAAAUGACAAUAAAGGCAACGUAGGAAAUGCAAAUGCACAAAGAUCCGAUUUAAGUCCACGUAUUAUCAAUAAUUCAGAAAACAAAGACAGCGAUAAUAAUAUCUCAAAUGGAAACGAUAAUAACAACGGAAAUAUAGUUAAUGGCAAUAGCAAUGGAAAUAAUUCGAAUCAAGGUAAUGUAGGAAAUCAGAAAGCUGCUAAGUCAAGCGUGAGUCCACGUAUUAUCAAUAAUUCAGAAAAUAAAGACAGCGAUAAUAACGUCUCAAAUGGAAACGAUAAUAGUAAUGGUAAUAUAGUUAAUGGAAACGAUAACGGCAAUAAUUCAAAUCAAGGUAAUGUAGGAAAUCAAAAAGCUGCUAGGUCUAGCAUAAGUCCACGUAUAAUCAAUAAUUCAGAAAAUAGUAACAGUAGCAAUGAUGUUUCCAAUGGAAACGAUAGUGGAAACGGUAAUAUAGUUAACGGAAACGACAAUAGUGAAAAUGACAAUAAAGGUAACGUUGGAAACGGAAAAUCGAAAAGAUCAGUAAUAAGUCCACUUAUUAUUAAUAAUUCAGAAAACAAAGACAGCGAUAAUAAUGUUUCUAAUGGAAAUGAUAAUAACAACGGAAAUAUAGUUAAUGGCAAUAGCAAUGGUAAUAAUUCGAAUCAAGGUAACGUAGGGAAUAGAGACUCGUCGAAACCUAGUGCACAACCAUUUAUUAUUAUAAAUUCAGGAAUUAGUCAAAAUGGGAAUAAUGUGUCUAACGGAGACAAUAGUGAAAACGGAAAUAUUAUUAAUGGAAGUGAGAAUAGUAAUACUGCGCAUCAAGGAAACGCUAGACCUGUUGUUGAUUUAUACAUUAUCAAUAAUUCAGAAAACAAAGACAGCGAUAAUAAUGUCUCAAAUGGAAAUGAUAAUAACAACGGGAACAUAGUUAACGGAAAUAGCAAUGGUAAUAAUUCAAAUCAAGGUAACGUAGGGAAUAUGAAAAGGUCGAAACCUAGCAUUAAACAAUUAAUUAUUAUAAAUUCAGGAAAUAGUCAAGAUUCGAAUACUGUUUCUAACGGUGACAAUAGCGAAAAUGGAAAUAUUAUUAAUGGAAGUAACAAUUCUAAUAAUGCAAGUCAAGGAAACGGAAAAAGUCCAGUUUUGCGUUUAUUCAUUAUUAAUAAUUCGGGAAAUAGUCAUAGUCAAAGUAAUGUCUCUAAUGGAAACGACAGUGACAACGGUAACAUAGUUAACGGAAAUAGCAAUGGCAAUAAUUCAAAUCAAGGUAAUGUUGGUAAUGUUGAAGCGUCUAAACCAACUCAACCUCCAAUAAUUAACAGUUCAGAAAACAAUGAAAGCGAUAAUAAUGUAUCGAAUGGAAAUGAUACAGAAAAUGAUAAUACAGUUACUGAAAAUACCAAUGAUAAUAAUUCGAGUGAAGAUGACGUAGAAAUUCAGCAAGAUGCAAGUACUAGCGAAAGUCCCUUGAUUAUAAAUAAUUCAGAAAAUAAUAACAGUAGCAAUGAUGUUUCUAAUGGAAACGAUAGUGGAAACGGUAAUAUAGUUAACGGAAACGACAAUAGUGAAAAUGACAAUAAAGGAAACGUAAGUAAUGCCAAAGCACAGAGAUCCAAAGUAAAUCCACGCAUAAUCAAUAAUUCAGAAAACAAAGACAGCGAUAAUAAUGUCUCAAAUGGAAAUGAUAAUAACAACGGGAACAUAGUUAAUGGCAAUAGCAAUGAUAAUAAUUCGAAUCAAGGUAACGUAGGAAAUCAGAAAGCUAGAUCUAGCAUAAAUCCACGUAUUAUAAAUAAUUCAGAAAAUAGUAACAGUAACAAUGAUGUUUCCAAUGGAAACGAUAAUGGAAACGGAAAUAUAGUUAAUGGAAAUGAUAAUGGCAAUAAUUCAAAUCAAGGUAACUGUAAUAAUAUCGUCUCUAACAGCAAUGAUAAUGAACUUAAUUUAGUUGGUGUAAAUGGUAAUGGUAAUAAUGGUAACUCUUGUAAUGUACUAAAAUAA